Oxyura jamaicensis (ruddy duck) is the source of this 604-nucleotide messenger RNA. RefSeq names its product protein transport protein Sec24B-like. Lineage: Eukaryota; Metazoa; Chordata; Aves; Anseriformes; Anatidae. The record is from RefSeq and is a predicted model, not a curated record. The coding region runs from base 139 to 573 and encodes 144 amino acids. Gene Ontology annotation, molecular function: SNARE binding; zinc ion binding. Gene Ontology annotation, cellular component: COPII vesicle coat; endoplasmic reticulum exit site. The transcript has 4 exons. Gene Ontology annotation, biological process: endoplasmic reticulum to Golgi vesicle-mediated transport; COPII-coated vesicle cargo loading; intracellular protein transport.
CUGCAUUUAAACUGGUAUCUCCAACAGGACGUCGGCUUUCAAACACAGUUACCAUCCUUGGGUGCAGGGCUUUUGCAUUCCAGAGAAGAUCCCAAUCAAAGGUCAAGCACAAAGGUGGUCCAACAUCUUGGUCCAGCUAUGGAUUUUUCUAAGAAGUUGGCAUUGGACUGUUCAGGCCAACAGACAGCUGUGGACUUAUUUCUAUUAAGUUCACAAUAUGCUGAUCUAGCUUCUCUUGCUUGCAUGUCCAAAUACUCUGCUGGGUGCAUCUAUUAUUAUCCAGUUUAUCAACAUAUCCAUAAUCCUGCUCAGGCUGAAAAGUUGCAGAAAGACCUUAAAAGACACCUUACAAGGAAGAUUGGUUUUGAGGCAGUUAUGCGCAUAGGAUGCACAAAAGGUCUUUCUAUACAUACUUUUCAUGGGAACUUUUUUGUACGAUCUACUGAUUUAUUAUCCCUUGCCAAUGUCAGUCCUGAUGCUGGAUUUGCAGCUGAUGGUGGCGUGGCUGUUUCCGGGGGACAGGGGUGUGCAACAAGCUGGGGGGGAGGGGGAGGGGAAGUAGAAAAACUAUAAAUACUGAUACAGUUUCCUCUCCCGACAUUCC